CGCCGUUGGUAUCGCGUUGUGGUCGGUUUGUAUUCGUUCGCCCACGUGAGCGACUGCAGAAAACGCUCGAGUGUGCGUGUAUAUGCAUGCGUGAUUGUGAUCGGAUGUAGUAGCACAUCGGGGUGGACAUAUAAAUACCGGCAGGAAAACGAUGCGCGUCUCUCGUUAGUGAUGGAUUUUUUCUCGUACGUCGCGUAGGGGCGACGAGGGCCAGAACCGCUGGUCUGUGUGCAAACGGGGCGCACGCGCCGCACGAAGCGUUUCAAAAGAGCGGAAUCUCUUUUCACGUCCUUUACACAGUGCACCGUUGAGAUAACCGACCUUUCUGCGCACACCCCGCGCUUAUCCCAUUGCAACGAAAAACGCAAAGAUACUCGCAAGUCCGGUGGCCGCGCCGAUGCGCUCAGUCAAUUAGCGGUAAUGGCACGACCUGCCGCGUCGGUCUCGGUCAAUUAAAUGGUGAUUAGUGCGCGAGUCUGUGCCCCCCCCUUCUCCGUCGCUCGUCUCAUCUCUUUCUCUCUUCUUCCGUACACACGGACGUAACCGCUCCCCUCCCGUCGCGUCGCGACAGUCAACUACUACUACUACUCCGACGAUAGAGUCCCGUGUGGGGAGUCCCUUGUUGCAGAGGCGAGAAGAGCGCGAAUCUCAGUGUGAACGUCAACCGUGUUGCAAGGUCGGGGGAGGUGGCGGACGGCGCUUCUCUUGUUGGCGGCGGUAUCUCUUUUUCACGGCGGCGCGUCGACGCGUCUGUUAAGCGCGCGGACUCCCGACGCGCGCGCGUGCGACUGCGUAUAUGUGGUGGUAGAACGGAGCGCCUACGGGCCCCCCGAGGCCGUAAAUCACGCGUGGACGAGAGGAGACGGGAGUCCGAAGCACACCCGCAAGGAUGCGCGUUGAGCGGUGAUACUCGACCGGUCACUUUCGCUCCGGAAAGGAUCGUUAUCUGUCAAAAAUUUCGACCCCGUUGUCGCGCCAUCGCUCAAUAUAUUCAAUCGCUCCCUCGGAAUUCGAGAAGCAACAGCGCGUAGUGAGAAAAUUGUCGUCACUGAACCCUGUGGAUUUUUUAAUGUGACGCGAUCAUAUAUCAAAAUUGUGAGAACAACCGAUUUGUAGUGGAUAAUAUCAUGUGCGGUCGCUCGACGAAAGGCAAAAGAUGCUUCGCGAUCGUACGCUUCAGUUUGUGAAGGAAAAUUGUCGGCAUUGUCGUGCCGUCGAGACUGUCGUCAUCGCGGUCUAGUCUCCUAACCGCGUUCAAAGUGUAUACCGUAUUCCCAUCGCCGUAUUGCGGCUUCGCUUGGAGGAACCAGUCGCCAAAAUGGAGUUUCGAGCACCACAUCCGCUCGCGCACUCGCACGCCGGACACCCGUAUUAUUAUCCAGGUCUACAGCCUGCCAGCACCAAAGCUCAGCCAACCUCGAUUGGCAAGUCCCACCGACCUAGUUCCGUACAACCUCAGGGUCACACCCCGGGACCUGGACCGGGCGGACAGCAGAACAACAGAAGCUUCGCCGCAGCCUUGAGGAACCUGGCGAAGCAAGCGGGCCCAGCACCUCAGGAAGAGGAACCCCGUGCCAGUCCGAAGAACCGGGCGCCACCGCCCCUGGUCAGAGGUCCCUCCCCUGCCAAGGAACGAUCGACGCACGAGCGAAGACCCGAAGAGAUUCCCUCCUUAUACACGACAACUGCCAGACCCGUUGAAACCAGCAAACAUAGCGCAACUGCCGCGGCUUCCGAUUUGCUAGCCCGUUCCGGUUUUCAACCGUACCGGCCUGAACAUCAUCCGCCCCAUCCGGCAGCACCGACGUUCGCCUUAGACCCUACCUAUAGCCCCUAUCAUCCCGGUCUCUAUCCACCGCCGCAUCUGCAUGCUUAUAGCCGGCUAGAGGAACAAUUGUACUUGGAGCGGUGCGGAAUGUUGAGACCGCCGUUGUUUCCUGGACUACCGUCGUAUCCUCUCUAUGGAUUGAGAUACAGCGCGGACAUGCUUCCGCCGCCGCCCGCCUCUCUGGGUCUUAUGUCUCCGGUGAUGCACGAACGGCUAAAGCUAGAGGAGGAACAUAGACUGCGGCAAGCACGGGAGCAGGCUAUGCGGGAGGAGGAGGAAAGGAGAAGAGCAGCGAGAAGUUCUGCUUCUGCUGCCCCAGUACCCCCGCCUGCACCUGCAUCCACCGAUACUGCAGCUAGGAAGCCGACCAUAGCGGCUCAGAUGCAUAGCGAUCGGGACCGAGAACGCGACACCAGAGAACGACAGAGUGGUGUCGGCAGUGGUAGUAAAAACAGCGGCAGUGGCAGUACCGCCGCCAUCAGUAAUACCAGUAGCAAUAUCAGCGGCGGAAUCACUACUGCCGCUAACAGCAGUUACCAUCAAUCUCGAAAAGAAGAGCAGCAACCACCUGCUCCAACAGUCGCUCCACCACCACCGCCACCACCACCACCUCCACCACCACCACCUCCAUCAUCAACUUCUUCCGAUCCUGCGGUAGCGACAGUAGCACCAGGAGCCACACCAUCUAACAUCUAUCAUUCUCGUCUGCCAUCUUUUUAUGGAGCUCCUAUUCUACCCAUGGCUCCUACUUUGCCCCCUCUGAACCUUCCACCACCACCUCCGACGGCCAUAAGCACAGCGCCGAUCGGUCCUGCGCCGCCGAUACCCUCCAUGCCAAGUUUGACGCCGAGCGUGAUAACACCGCAGCCAUUAUCCUUAGGCAUGCCCAUUUCAUCUCUUAUUUCUAUUCCCUCUUUCCAUAUACCUCCCGCGCCGUCAAGUACCAUUCAUUCUAGUCAGCACGCAGCUACGACCACCACGGUCAACAGUUCCAUUUAUUAUCAACAACAGCAACAAUGCCAACAAACCCCGUUGCCACAGCAACAGCAGCAGCAGCAGCAACAACAGCAGCAACAACAGAAUCAACAACGCGCGCACAAUACAAGCGGUACGACAACUACUACGACUUCCACGCCUAGUACGUUGACAACGUACGCAGUCUUGACACCGCCCAACGGUUCUUCGUUGACAUUAAACGCAACGAAUCACGCCCUCAAAUCUCCACCUCUGUCCCAUAGCGUUCAUGGUCCGUUUAGCGCGCCAAAAAUUAAGGAAUCAUCAACGGUAAUGACAACAACGACAGGAACGGUGCCUACCACAACGAUUAUCACGACUACCACGACGAGUACUAUCGUAACAUCGCAGCAGCCAGUUUUCGUCAGGCCCUUUGAGGAUUCGUUCCACGCUUCCUCAACGAAAACGCAUCAAAGAUCGAUGAUGAAUAGUUACAAUCACAGCAUAGCAAAUCAAAUUGGUCAUCACGAGCCGCCAUCGUCUUUGCACGCGUCUACGACUGUGCACACAUCUAUGAAGUCCUCUCCUAUAAUGCCGACCAUCACCCAAGCGGUGAGCAGUCAAGCGGUGCAGGAGAAUUCCCCGACGAUAGACAAAUCUAUAAGCAGCCAGCAAACGCUGGUGGUUACCCAACCGAUACCGUUUCCAUCGCAGCAACAGUAUCACAUACCUGUCGCGCACGUGCCAAGUCUUUACAAACCGCCGCAUUUCUCAUCGUCGUCGUCAACCCAUCAACAAUAUCACGCUCAGCCUAAGCUCAACAUACCGACGAUAAGUAUCAGUAGCACUCACAGCAGCACUGGGAGUAAUGCAGUGACCACUACCUCAAGCAGCACGAAACAACAACAGCCGAAUACGCAUCUUAUUAACGAGACGUAUCAAACGACGACAGCGAUAACUACGGUGAUGGUAGCGACGACGACGACAACCACGACAACGACAACGGCGACGACGACAACCACGUCAACGCCGACGCCGACACCGACGGAGACGGCAUCGGUAACUCCAACUUCGCAAAAUGACACUACAGUCAAUAACUGCGUUACAAACGAGAUGAACAACACUACCUUUAGUGCUAACAAUCAAGUUAUUGGCGGCAACAAAGUCGCAAAUCACACGAUCGCUGCAAUUCCGCGAAACGACGGUGCGAUUAAUAAUUGCGUUCUUAACGAAAAAACGGCGAACGAAAAAAGCACGAGUGAGAAGAGCAUGAUCGAAAAAAAUGUUGCCGAAAAGAGUGUGAUCGAAAAGACCGAAAUUGUCGAAAGUCCGAUCAAGCAGCCGCAGUUGCCAUAUCAGAAUCACGUCGAAACAAUUCAAGACAAUGUUUCGGUUCCGCAAGUGCCACGCGACGAACAGAAAGAUCUGGACGAGAAAGAACAUAAGACGCAGGAAGAAGAUUUUAAUAAUAAGAUGCAGUGUGAUCAGAACAAUCUAUUGUCCACAUUAUUGCUUCAACCGAACUUUAAGUUCAGCAAGAGUGAUAUCGCGCAAAAACCCAUGGACAAAACGCAGUUGAUACAGAGUAUCAAGUCCGAAAAGGUGUUGCGCACUUGUCAGAACGUUUCAAACGUGCUCCUUCAGAUUCCAAAGUAUCAGGAAAAGCUCUUGAGCUUCAAGACUAACAACAACGAGUCGAAGACGACCGCGUUAUGUUUCACCGACAAGUGCAAUAACAAUGAGGUUUCCGUGCAGUGCGAGCCAGCAGUGCUGAACGUGCCUAAACCUAACAAGAUAGUGUUCAAGCAAUUGUUUGAUAUACCGCGACAGUUGAUAUCGUCCCUCGAUCUGGCCGAAAAGAGACGCAAGCGGAGAAGGGAAAGAAACACAAGCGUCAUGUGCAGCUCCGAUUCGGAGGAUGAGGAAGGAACCAAAAACAUGGACCUUUGGAUUACAAAAGGUCCGCCAGCUAAACUACAAUAUUCAAAAGACAAGCUGGCCUUUUUAGCCAUAUUCGGACUGACGACGCUAACUGUUAAAAACGAAAUGGAAUUGUGUAAGGUUGAGAGAAGGCACAAGUUGAAUCCCGAUCCACCAGUAAUACCUCUGGAUGUAAAGUCUACGGUAGAUUCUGUCUUACCGAUUCCGAAUGAGCACCCGGACGUUUUACUCUACACGCCAGAUUUCGAGCCGAAAGUUGAUUUUCUCAGGACUAUAGGCCUUAAAAUUAUGCCUCCGGAGAAAAGAGAUGAAGCAGAACAAAAGUGGCAGGACAUUUUGACAGAUCGCAAGAAACGAAAGUGCACGAACUCCGUUACUGCUUAUUGUGACAAAAUGGCCAAAGCCUAUUCCGAGAAUCCUCCAUCUUUGCCACAACAAUCUCUAAAAAAGCGACUGCUGGAAAAUAAAACAAAACUCAAUAUUCCAGUACAUCCAUUAUCUUUACCGCCCUUACUUAAUAUCGAAAGAUGUUUUCCUCCUUUACCUAUGCCUGGUGAGAAUGGUGUGAAACAACUUAAACCUGUGAGUCAUCUCGCUCAAUCAACAGACAGAUCUACCCAGUUACUAAAACAACUUGCCCAACCGUCAAGACACCUCAUCCAAUCAUCAAGUCAACUUGCCCAACCAACAAAUCAACUCCUAUCUAGUAAAUAUGCUCAACCGUCAAGUAUAUCAAUUCUAUCAGCAAAUAAGCCUGCUCAGUCAGCAAGUAAAUCUGCUAUCCAAUCAGCCAGUAAACCUACUCAUCUAAUCAAUAUACCCAUCUCACCCGUAAAUCAACUUUCCCAAUUGGCAUCUAAAUCUACUCAGUCAGCAAAUAUAUCCCACCAGCCAACAAGAAAAUCCAUUCAAUUAACAAGUAUACUGACCAAUCCAGCUAGUAAAUCCAUUCAGUCAGCGAGUAAAUUUGUAGACAAUAGUGAGAACGACGAAAUGGUUGAGGAAAUAGGUGAGGAAACAGGGCCGAGGUGGUCUGGAAUAGAGGACGUUAUGUUUGCCUACAGCAGAUACUGGAGAGAGAUGAUGCUGGAGAGGAACAUUCUGGCGAAUGAAACAUCAAAACUAAUGGAACAGUCCAACAAGUUGCAUUCCGAACGUGCUCAGUUGGAACAUAAGUUCUUGGAACUCCAGUCUGUCAAACAAACUCUCGAGAACCAGAAGCAAACGCUCAACGAACAAAUUGAGAGGAUCAACGCAUUUGUUAAAAACAAUAGAUAGCGUUGCGGAACGCACAACACGGAAACUCAUUCAUCUGUGAUAUUAUCAGCGGGUUAAGGGCCGUUAGCGCGUAAUUACGCACUAUUAAACGUAACACUUAGAUAAAUAAUGGUUAAGGAAACUUCUUGAGUGACCAAAUGUACAGCGAUUUUUCGUAUUGUUUUAUGAAUUUUAUUAUUAAUAAUAGUACAACGCGCUAUAUUUUGUCAGUCGACGAUCGAUCGAGAGAACGAAGACUGUUAUUCGACUCUCGAUUCGUCCGAUUCGCAGGCGAUGGCGAUCGUGUCUGGCUCAACGUUACCGCACAAUAGAUAUUAUUAUUAUUUUUUUUUUCGCGCAGAUCACCUCAAUAAGUGAGCGUAAAUGCGUCGAUCGUAAAUGCGGAGUCAUAUCAACCGUAUAUGCAGAUAUAUGUGUAUAAAGUCAUACAAUUGUACAAAAACAAAUUGUAUCCCAUCCGUGGAAAGACGACAAAGGCUUUCUAGUUUCACAACUAACGGCUCUUAUACUCUGAGCAUUAUAUUUGUAAUUGUAUCAUAAUAUUUUAAUGAGAAAAAAAUAGACAAAUCGUGUAACUUAUUUUAUUCUGCGUAAUGUGGACUUUUACGUCAAGGUACUUGGCAGGAAAACAAUGAUAUAUCACAACAAUUUGUAUGUCAAUCAAUGGAUAACAAUUAAGUGCGAGGAAGAUGAGACAUUAUAAUGUAGGAUUGAAAAGUGACAUUGGCUAUAUCAGACUGGCAGUGUGUCGAGAAAUCGUUCGCACGCAAACAAAGCGAUCACUUUUAUUUUUAUGUUUAACAUAGUAGCGCGUGUGUGGGGGAUGAAACACAGGAUCCAGAAAAAAUAAAAACAAAGCGGAUCACGUAAGUCUCGGAAGGUUGUGAGCACCGCGAAUCUAGACACAAAAGGGAAAAAUCGUGUUUUUCGGACGGUAAAAUAUUUUACACGAGUUUUAUGGUUUUUUUUCUUUUCUUUUUUUUUUCUUUUUUUUUAUUUAAAUCAACGUUGCGAGACAACUCUAGUCUAUGGAUAUGUCCGAAUUAUAACGGGGACGAAUUACAUACUGAUAUACGCAGGAUCAGAGUAGUGGGCAAUCCUUUCUUUCGAAUGUCUGCAUCGUUCGCUGUAACGAACGCGAAGGCCAGUGAUGAAAAUACGGGAAAAGGAACGUGUUUGUGUAAAACGACACUGCGGUACUUAGGUAAUGCGACUUAACUUUUAAAGAAAAACAAAAAAAAAUAAUAAAAUUGUGUGAGACCUUGCGCAGAGCACAUUCCACGUGAAAAUGCUUGUUACCCGACCACCAACAUUCCAACAUACCAUUUUACUACGACAAUCGAAUCGACUUGUUGAAGAUCAACAAAAUUUGAAAACAAAAACCAAACAAAACAACCGAUUGCACUACUGGGACUUUUGUUUGACGCGUUUAUCGCGUAUCCGCGAUAUAUUUUUCGCAGUAUCUUUGAAAUUUAUCUCGCUCUCUGCUCUCUGAGUGCAUCAUCUCGUCGAUACGUCGUACGCCGCAAAAGCAGCACCAUCCGCCCGCACGGUGCGCGCGAUAAAAACUACCAUUUAUAAUUUCGCCGUUUUUAUUCAUUGAGUGCCUAACAUUUCUUCCUACAUUUGUAAAUACCAUUAUUUUUAUGUAUUAUGUAACAAAAAGGGGACCGCAAGCGCGCCGGUCUCAGUCAAACUGGCCAGAACAAGAGCCUAGGAGUAAAUUGUU
Messenger RNA from Pseudomyrmex gracilis, 7730 nucleotides. RefSeq lists its product as uncharacterized. The transcript is spliced from 9 exons. Lineage: Eukaryota; Metazoa; Arthropoda; Insecta; Hymenoptera; Formicidae. The coding region runs from base 1319 to 6001 and encodes 1560 amino acids. The record is from RefSeq and is a predicted model, not a curated record.